UGCAGCUCAGUCUUUUGAUUAAUUUCUGUGUUGUACAUACAUUGUUCUCGUGCUCUUUGCCAGUGAUUCUUCACCUCCCCAGUGAUUGUCCCUACUGAGUUGCAGACAUUGCAGUUUGUAAUUCCUUAGAAGAAAAAAAAAGUCACUGCUUCUUUGUGUUACUGUGCAUCCCAGUGUAAAAUCACAACAACCCAUUUGAAUCUGUAAUCGUCUCAUUCUAUCUGUUUAUGCAGCUGUAGACCUGAAAAGCUUAGCUCCAGCCUCCCCCUUACCUAAAAGGCCACUGUCUUCUGAGUGGUGGGCAUCGUGGAACACUUGGCCCGUGAGCGGCAUCUCAUCUUCUUGUGGUGGUUGUAGAAGUUCUGAACGCAAACGGUGCAAAACUAGAGGAAUCAAAGGUUCAGUGUAACACCUCAUGCUGCCUGCACACGGAUCAAAAAUUGUACUUGAACAUACCACAAAGACAAGAGUAGACGGUCAGCUAGCACAUUUGUUCAAUAUCUUCCUCCUUUCAGUACUUACAAACCUUUGAAAAUGGCUUGUCUUCAAAUCACGAUGGCUCAGGAGGAAACUUUGCUGGCAUAAUAAUCGGCCUAAUUAACAGGUUGUUCAUCAUAUCAUUACCAUCACAACUUGUGACUUGUGAGAAGGAUUUUUCAUUGCUAAGAACUUUAUUUAUAAGUCUGCAAUUUCAAGAUAAAGUGUAAUCUUUCAGUGUAAUCUUCUGUUGUUAAGUCGUCUUCUAUCAUUUCACGGAGUGUCAUUCCAUUUCCUUUUCACGUCUGUGACACAGCAGAACUGUGGGUUGACCUGCAUGACAUGUUUACAUUAAUAGAGUUUGUCGCGGCUGUUAUUGUAGAGAACAGAAUAGAACAGAAUAGAAAAAUACUUUAUUCAUCCUCUGGGGGAAAUUUGAGUGUCCAGUAGGUUGUACACAAACAUGCGCAGACAUCAACAUAACACACCAACAAAGUCAACAAAAUCAACAGUGCAAAGGGACACUUUUUUUUUUCUUUAGUAGUGAAUGCACGUUUUACUUGUACUUUAGACUACCAAGACCAAAAACCUCAGCAUUUUAUGUAACUGAACAUAUUCUGCAGGACUCAGUAAUAACGGCCGUGGGUGAAACUUAAAUAAAAAAAUGGCGCGUUUGCUUCUCCUGAUGGUGGUGAUGCUGCCAGCAUGUGCUGCAACUCCUCAAGAUCUAUCUGGUAAAAUGUUCACCUUUCCACAAGAAACCAACACAGCUCAUGUGAGGCUGAAUGCACCUUUGCAGAGUUUCAGUGCUGUGACUGUCUGUCUCAGAUCUGUUACAGACUUAGACAGAAACCACAUCCUUUUCUCUCUGGCCACACCCUCUGUUGACAACGGCUUCCUGAUAUUCAAAACAGCUACACGUGAUGACAUUGAGAUCAAUGCCCAGAACAAAGCAGUAACAUUUGGAAAUCAGAAAUAUGAGCUGAAUGAGUGGCACUCAAUUUGUUCCACAUGGGACACUGAGUCUGGUCUGGUGCAGUUGUGGGUUGAUGGAAAGGCAUCAAUUAAGAAAUUCACCAGUGGAUCAGCCAUCAACAGCCCCAUCGUUAUCUUAGGACAGGAGCAGGAUUCGUACGGUGGGGGCUUUGACAUGAGCCAGUCCUUCGUUGGCGCAAUACACGAUGUCCACAUGUGGAACUACGUCCUUUCCCCUUGUGAGAUUCAGCGCUACAUGGAGACCUCUAACUUCACUCCGGGCAAUGUGCUGAACUGGAGGGCGCUGGACUUCCAGAUAACAGGAAGAGUGUUGAUAGAAGACAGAUUCAUCACCUGUAACUAAAGUCACACAAGACCUUGUCAUUGAGCACUUAAAGUCUUUUCGACUGAGUAGUUUAAAAAGCAGAUUUCACAAUGUUGAACAGCUUUGCUUUUGUGUUGAUUGACUCUUUUCAAUGAAAGCAUAAUUUUACAAAUUGUAAUCCUAAUCACCAUGAACAAUAUCUUAUAAUCUCUGUAAUUCGUUACAUACCAGCCAUAUAAACUGCUCUCUGCUUGUAGCUUGACAAGUAUUAAAAACAGCAUAUUU
Mugil cephalus (flathead mullet) is the source of this 2062-nucleotide messenger RNA. RefSeq names its product serum amyloid P-component-like. Bases 1142 to 1816 code for a protein of 224 amino acids. The transcript has 5 exons. NCBI's taxonomy places the organism in Eukaryota, Metazoa, Chordata, Actinopteri, Mugiliformes, Mugilidae. The record is from RefSeq and is a predicted model, not a curated record.